Messenger RNA from Penicillium cosmopolitanum, 2718 nucleotides. RefSeq names its product fungal specific transcription factor domain-containing protein. The record is from RefSeq and is a predicted model, not a curated record. The transcript has 5 exons. Gene Ontology annotation, biological process: DNA-templated transcription; positive regulation of transcription by RNA polymerase II. Gene Ontology annotation, molecular function: zinc ion binding; sequence-specific DNA binding; DNA-binding transcription factor activity, RNA polymerase II-specific. The coding region runs from base 1 to 2718 and encodes 905 amino acids. NCBI's taxonomy places the organism in Eukaryota, Fungi, Ascomycota, Eurotiomycetes, Eurotiales, Aspergillaceae.
AUGCUCGAGAUUUUCAAGAUUUCCGAAUACGAGGAUCUUUAUGCCAAGGCCUUACAUUACCUCCGAUACAAAGUACAUAAUAGGGCGGGAUCCGUGGUUCCCCAUGGCACCAUACAUAUGCGCGCUGUACCCCAGACUCGGUCUGCUGGCCAAGCCUUUCCCCACAGCCCGAAACCUUCCGUUCUCAACUCCCACGAGAUCACGACACGGCCAUGUUCUGUUCAAAGUCUUCACGCAUUUGAAUCUCACGGCACUCCUAAAAGCUCUUCGGUAGCAGCGACACACCGGCAAUAUGCCUCCCGAGGAUGGCAGCGCUGCGCCGCCGAGGAAAGUCCGCUCGGCAUGCCGCCGAUGCCGCCAGAAACGAGCCAAAGUGAAUAUCCCCAACCAUCACACUAUGGAGAAGUUGCUGACCAUGUUGUGAGUGUGAUGGUGGAAUUCCCGCCUGCAGUAACUGUGCCCGGGCAAAAGUUCCAUGUAUUGAUGUUCACACGGGUAAUAAUGAUUUGUCCAUUCCUAGAGACCACUCUUUGCCCUGACUUUGAUCUGUCGAAAGGGCCUCAGGUGAAUGUGGAUUCUGUUGAAACGCUCAAUACGUCCCAGGAUGGUCCGAGUGUCGCUCCGAGAGCCUCUGCUACACAAAGGGACACUUCAGAACCGAGCUUUCAGGAGCCUUCAAACGAGCCUGUCACGAAUAAACGCUCUCACUCCGCUAUAGAGUCAGAAGCAGACUCCCCGCUUUCUGCUAAGGCACGAUCUGUGGCGAUUGACCUCGGCAUGCUUUCACUGCAGUCAGAUUCGCGCCAGAAACAUUACCUGGGAUCUUCCUCAGGAUUGCUUUUUGCCAAGCUGAUGGGUCUUGACAAUGAGCCGCAAUCGCAGCAAACCGCAACCCAAGCACGUCGACUGACCCCCCGGCGCAUAUCCGACGAGAUAUAUCAGUCUCUCUAUAACAAACUGAGAAAGGAACUGCCACCUCCAGAAGAGGCAUGCCUUCUACUUGAAGUGUAUUUCGAGAAUAUUCAUAUAGAUCAUCCAUUUCUCCACCCCGCAUCAUUGGUCAACGCGUAUCAUGCAUUGUAUGUGUGUGCUCAAGCAGGAUAUAAUGGAUCUGUUGAUCAGAAUGGUUGGAUUGAUGCUGUCCAGCCUUUUGGCUACAAUGGGAAAAUUGAUACAGUCGCCGGUCGCGAAAGCACUCCAAUCUCUUUUGCUACCACUAUAUUCCAUGUUUUCAUGGUCUUCUCAUUGUCUGCAACUGUCCUGACCAGGAAGAAAAAUUACGAUCACUCUCCCGCUCGCUUUCAUCGUAUGGCGAUGUGUACGGCAUCGGAAACAUUCUCCGGAAUUUCCGUGCCGUCUUUGCAGGCCGUGUUACUGCUGGCUGUCCAAAGCCUCAUUGAACCAGCUGGCAUGAAUAUCUGGACGUUGGUUUAUAUCGCCAUGUCUCACUGUAUAGACCUCGGACUACAAAGAGAACCGCCCGACUCCGGCAUGCCAAGCUGCGCAAGAAGUAUUUUGAGAUUCAUCUUCUACACCGUGUAUUCCAUGGACCGAUCGAUUGCCACUAUCCAGGGACGCCCACUUGGAAUCCGAGAUGAAGCAUUUGAUAUUCGACCCCCCGACGAGACAGAUAUCGCGAAAAUGAUGACAAUGGCGGAAGGGGACUUGGUCAUCAAGCUGCCAGCAUCACGACUUUUCGAGCUUUCAAUUUCAAGGUUUCGACUAGAACAACACAUCUCAGAGAUUAAGCUUCUCCUCUACCAUUUGCCGACCCGCACCCAUAGCUUUGUUUGGCCAACAAAUCUCACCGAAAUACAAACAAGAAUCAAGUUCGAUCUCGAUGACUGGCUUCAAGGGGUUCAACAGAUAGUUGCAUCGAACGACAUGGACGAAGAAGACAUGUCCAGUUUUCAAUUUCAAAAAUUGAAACACGAGCAGCUAUACCAUUCAGCUGUUUGCCUGCUUUUCCAACCAUCGCAAUCAUUCCCCUCUCCCAGCCAGGAGGCAUUGAGAAUUUGCUAUGAGAGCUGCAGCAAGCGUUUGCAAAUCUAUGACGCGGUUAGCAACCAAGAGAUGCUUUAUUAUAAUUGGCGCAAUAUUCACGGGAUUUUCUCCUCGGGGGCAACAAUUGUCUACUGUGCCUGGGCCUCCCGAGACUUGCAACGCAACAUACCAUUUGCAAAGCUACUUCGUGAUUUGCGCACAUGUUCUAACCACCUCAGUAUUGGAAGCCAAUGGUGGCCUUCAGUGCGCAGUGGCAAGGAAAGCUUCGAGAUGAUGAUCGAUUUAAUCAUCAAAUAUUUCAGUGACCUGCAGGUUCAAAUCCAAGAUACACGUACCUCUUCCGAGAGGCAAAGACAACCCACUAGCUCCCAGGCUGGAACUCUAAAACCGCCAACGUCUUAUAGUAGUGUUUAUGCUGUGGAAAAGGAGCCGGCAGGUCGAGGUAUUGCCCACGGUGAUGAGGGGCACCCUGGGCCUGAUCAUUUUGACUUUGUCAAUCAGGACCCAUCAUUUGGGAUAAUGAAUAAUGCUCAGCCAUCACUCGACAACAUGGAUCUGUCAAUUUCCGUGGACACCUUGGAAGACUUUGACCCCCCAACAAUUGAAGCUGCGAUGGAGAAUUUCAUGGCAGAUUAUUUACACGAAGAUUGGGGCUGGGAUCCAUUCUCAAACACCACAGGGCCUUUUGACUUUCAAGGGAAUGGAACCCUGUAG